AGUCAGCGAGAGGGAUUGUUGGUGUCUUGCCUGCUCUUGUUAACCUCACGUCGCCUCGCACCCUCCUAUUGUGCACCUUUAUACCCUCCUAUAUAACCGGUAAGGAUCAACCAUGUCAGCCAAGGCGAUCAGAGAAGUGACGGGCAAGACUCUACUUAACAACAACCUGCCCUCAGGCGUAUGUGCCACCUGUCGCUUUGCUUCUGUCUGCCAGGACACCGAGUGGGAGGAUCUUGUUAACAACAACCCUUGGCUCAAAACUGAGAAGUUGGUAGUGAAACCUGACCAGCUCAUCAAGCGUCGUGGGAAACUGGGGCUGAUCAAGGUUGGAGCUGAUCUUGCUGCUGUCCAGGACUGGGUGAAUGAACGUAUGAACAAGGAACAGCAGGUUGGCAGAGCCGUGGGAAAACUUCGUAACUUCAUCAUUGAACCAUUCUUGCCUCAUGACCAGAGUGAUGAGGCCUAUGUUUGCAUCUACUCUCAUCGCCAUGGGGACACCAUUCUUUUCACACAUGAAGGAGGGGUGGACAUUGGUGAUGUUGAUACCAAGGCUCUUAAGCUUGAAGUGGGUAUUGAAGAAAAGCCAACAGAAGCUCAGAUUAAAGAGCAGCUACUUACACACAUUAAUGGCACUCGUAAAGACAAAGCUGCUUCAUUUAUCAAGGCGCUCUAUGAUCUGUACGUUGGCCUCUACUUCACAUACCUGGAGAUCAACCCACUCGUAAUUACCUCAAAAGAUGUAUACAUUUUGGAUUUAGCUGCCAAAUUAGAUGCCACUGCAGAGUUCAUGUGCAAGUCAAAAUGGGGUGAUAUAGAUUACCCACCUCCAUUUGGCCGAGAUGCUCUACCUGAGGAAGCCUUUAUAGCCGACCUGGAUUCUAAAAGUGGAGCUUCUCUCAAGCUGACUAUCCUCAAUGAGAGAGGUCGUAUAUGGACAAUGGUUGCUGGUGGAGGAGCAUCAGUCAUUUACUCUGACACUAUUUGUGAGUUAGGAGGGGCUGAAGAACUGGCCAACUAUGGUGAAUAUUCAGGAGCACCCUCAGAACAACAGACCUAUGAGUAUGCAAAGACCAUUCUUACACUCAUGACAAAAGAAAAGCAUCCUGAUGGAAAGGUUUGAUUAUUUGGCGGGGGCCUUCCCAAAUUUCCCACCAAUGUUGGAAACCCUUUUAAAGGGUUUGUACGACCCUUGCAACAGUUCCAAGCUAAGUUAGAAGGGGGGAAAAGUUACCCAAAAUUUGUUCGCCGUGCUGGACCCCAGUACUCGACUUUUUCCAGUGUUAUGCGGGAGGUGGGGAUGACACUGGGAAUUCCGGUCAAUGUUUUUGGAAAUGAGACCCACAUGACAGCAAUUGUGUCCAUGGCACUGGGAAAGCGGCCAAUCCCAAAGGAACCCACCGUUGAAAGUCAUACAGCUAAUUUCCUUCUUCCUGGUGGCCAAAUUACAGCAGGCCCUCCUGCAGAAAUCUCAUAUCUGAAGGAAAUGUUUCCAACAAGCAAAAAAUGGCAAUCCCCUCAAGCUGAACGUAAAAUGGAUUUUGCAACUCGUGCAGUGGCUGGGAAGAAUGACAUUGCUCAACUUUUUCAUAAUAGGACAAGAGCCAUUGUUUGGGGGAUGCAAACACGUGCUGUACAGGGCAUGUUGGACUUCGACUUCGUGUGUUCACGCUCUGAGCCAUCAGUAGCAGCCAUGGUGUACCCUUUUACUGGUGAUCAUAAGCAGAAGUUCUAUUGGGGACACAAAGAAAUACUUGUGCCAGUGUACAAGAGUAUGGCAGAUGCUAUGAAAAAGCAUUCAGAUGCAGAUGUUCUCAUAAAUUUUGCAUCCUUGCGUUCUGCAUUUGACUCAACUGUAGAAACUCUGGCUUUCCCACAAAUCCGCACCAUUGCUAUCAUUGCUGAAGGAAUACCGGAAAAUCUAACUAGAAUCCUGAUAAGGAAGGCUAAUGAAAAGGGAGUGUCUAUAAUUGGGCCAGCAACUGUGGGUGGUGUAAAACCAGGAUGCUUCAAGAUUGGCAAUACCGGAGGCAUGAUGGAUAACAUUCUUCACUCCAAACUCUACCGACCUGGAAGUGUUGCUUAUGUGUCACGAUCUGGUGGCAUGUCCAAUGAGCUCAACAAUAUCAUAUCUCAUAACACUGAUGGUGUCUAUGAAGGUGUGGCUAUUGGCGGUGAUCGCUAUCCUGGAACCACCUUCAUGGAUCAUCUUCUUCGCUAUCAUGACAACCCUGAGGUGAAGAUGCUUGUUCUCCUUGGUGAGGUGGGUGGUAUUGAAGAAUAUGAGGUGUGCCAGGCAUUGAAGGAGGAACGUAUUGUCAAACCCCUUGUUGCUUGGUGCAUUGGAACAUGUGCUGGUAUGUUUACUUCUGAGGUCCAGUUUGGUCAUGCUGGUGCAUGUGCUAAUGCUGACAGUGAGACAGCCAUAGCUAAGAACAAGGCCCUGUCUGAUUGUGGUGCACAUGUUCCACCCAGCUUUGAUGAACUUGGUGAGGAGAUCAAGAGAGUGUAUCAGGGUCUGCUACAAGAGGGUAUUAUUGUACCUAAGGAAGAAGUUCCUCCCCCAACUGUGCCAAUGGACUUCAACUGGGCCAGAGAACUGGGUUUAAUUCGUAAACCAGCUUCCUUCAUGACCUCUAUCAGUGAUGAACGAGGACAAGAGCUGAUGUAUGCUGGCAUGCCUAUAUCUGCUGUCUUGGAGCAAGGUCUUGGAAUUGGUGGGACUCUGUCACUGCUUUGGUUUCAACGACGUCUUCCUCCUUAUGCAACUACUUUCCUGGAAAUGUGUUUGAUGGUGACUGCUGACCAUGGUCCAGCAGUCUCUGGUGCACACAAUACUAUUGUUUGCACUCGAGCUGGAAAAGAUUUGGUGUCCUCACUGGUAUCUGGACUGUUGACUAUUGGGGAUCGCUUUGGUGGCGCUUUGGAUGGUGCAGCUCGUCAGUUCAGUGAAGCCUUUGAUAAAGGCCUGCUACCAAUGGAAUUUGUCAAUGACAUGCGUAAGAAAGGACAGCUCAUCAUGGGAAUUGGCCACAGAGUCAAGUCGCUGAAUAAUCCUGAUAAAAGAGUGGAAAUCAUCAAAAAAUUUGUGAAGACAGAAUUCCCUACAACUCCUCUUCUAGACUAUGCAUUGGAAGUUGAAAAAAUUACUACCAGCAAGAAACCAAAUCUCAUCUUGAAUGUAGAUGGUGUAAUAGGAGUUGCUUUUGUGGAUCUCUUGCGUAACUCUGGGUCUUUCACACCAGAAGAAUCUGAGGAAUACAUUAAUAUUGGCACCAUCAACGGACUGUUUGUUCUUGGUCGCUCAAUGGGUUUCAUUGGUCAUUACUUGGAUCAGAAGCGUCUGAAGCAGGGAUUGUACCGUCACCCAUGGGAUGAUAUCUCCUACGUAAUGCCAGAACACUAUGCUUCCUAAAUUAUCUUCACAAAUUUGAAAAUUGCAAAAAAACUUUCCCUUCUCUGGGUUGAAGUUUUCUUUGAAAAAGCUAUACUUGAUGUACAGUGUAUCAGUUUUUUAUUAUUAAAGCAUACGUAGUAUAUGUACUGUAUAUCGUAAAACAACUUUAAAAGCCAAACCAAAUUCCAGUACAUGUAUUGUGUAAGUUUGGCAACUUUAUUCUUCCUGCAUACCAGUAAUGGUUCUACACCUUGUAUAUGGAGAUCUAAGAACUUUACUGAUUUUAAUUGGGUUGAUAAGUAAUGUCUUCUUUUUUUAUGUUAUCUAGAAUAUUUUAUGUACAGUCAGUUAAGAAAUUAAAAGCUGCACAAAUGGAUACAGUAUUUCUAGUUAUAAAUAUUGAAGUUCCAAAUGUUAGAGUAAUUGGUAGCUCAUUAUUUUUUAUUAGUUUUUCUGUAAAUAAUUGACUGAGACUUUGAUACCCUUUGAUUUUUUGUAUUUUAAAUAAUUGUUUUUUAGCUAUUUUUAAAGGUAUUUUUGAUACGAUUUAUCAAGAACUUGUUAUUAAGGAAUAUUGGUUAUUGAUGUUCAGUUAUGAGUACUGUUAACAUGUGGCUCCUCUAAUUUUGUUUCAUGAAAUUUUCAUGUUUUUAAUUUCAUGGAUAACAGUACUUUAAUUAAAGGCAAGAAAUCCUAUGAGGUAUAGAUUCAAUUCAGCUGAAGGAAGAAAAAAUGAAAGACAAUAUAUUAAUGUUUACAUUUUAGUACAGUAGCGUUGUUGCUGAAAAGUGACGCUGAAAACCUUAGGUAGUACUGUAUUAUGUUUUAAUAUUUUAAGUCGUAGAGAUUGUACAAUUUGAUUUUAAACUUAGUAUAAGCACGUUGGGAUUGUACUGUCAUUGUACAUCAGUAUUAAGGUGAUAUGUCUGUGAACAGUGUGUAAUGCUUGCUCCUGAGUUUUUUAAUGUCAAAACUUAGUAUAUGUUGCUUCCUUAUUUUACCUAUUAACACUUGUAUCAACAUUACACUAUAAUUGAUGAAGCAAAGUCUUGAAGAUGUUUGGAUUUUCAUUGACUUUAUGCUGAUCUGAAUUAAGCAGCAUUACCUCAGUAUAUGUUCACAACUUUCUUUCGUUGAAUCCCAAGUUAAUUGAUGUUGCACAUACUAGUUAGGUCUGCACUCAAAUCCCUCCAGUCAGUGCUUUAAACAAAGUAUUAUUUUGUCUACAAAGACAUCUGUCUUUAUUAGUGUAAGAAUGUCAUCGAGAUGAAAUUUUAAAUUGUUUCAAAUAAUUUUUCUUUGCUGUAUUUAUGAAAUUGUUGUCAGCCUUAAAACGAGCGUUAUUCUUUUUUUGUACAUUUUAGCAUAAUUGGAAAAACUGUCUUUUACACUUUUCAGCAAGUGAUGAGCUUUGCACAUUAAUUUAUUAAUACACAUAUCAGUAAGAUUAAUUCAUUCACUGUGGCAUGUUAUAACUAAUGGACUUCUGAAAAACAAAUUUUAAAUUUGAAUUUUUAAUUUUAAUUUGUAAUUAGUGAAGUAAAUUUUCAUUGCGUAACAACUUGUACUUGAUUGGAGGUACGGUUGUUUAUGCAUUUAUUGGCCUUAGUAUAUAAUGUGAUUGUACUAAAACAGCCUAUAGAAGUCUCACAUUUGUGGUAAACAUCAUAAGAGAUUCAAAAGAUAUUUUCUAGAUGAUUGCCUUAUUUUCAUGUGUAAAGGAAUUUACACAAAACCAAUCUAUUGUAAAAGUGAUUAUUAUUAUUAGAGUCUAGCUACAGGAGGUCAUAUAAUAUUUAAUGGUGGGUGGUUUAAGAUUGUCAGCAUAAGUUUUUUGUCUAAUUUCCCAGUCCUGCUUUAGUGUAAAUGUAAAAAAUAAAAAUUGGUGUUGGAUUAAAGUCUUAAGUUUUAUAUUGACAUUUUAUCUUAAAUACAUUCCAUAUGUAUAUUGGUGUUAUGGUUGUGCUGGAAUUAAUGUAAUGUCAGGCAAAAUAAAAAAAAUUUAGUUUUGUAGGAA
Messenger RNA from Cherax quadricarinatus, 5411 nucleotides. NCBI's taxonomy places the organism in Eukaryota, Metazoa, Arthropoda, Malacostraca, Decapoda, Parastacidae. The record is from RefSeq and is a predicted model, not a curated record.